GUGAACCUGGGGAUUCGUGUGAACUCUGAAAAGUAAUUGGUCGCCAUAUAUAUAUGUAUAAAAUCUCCGGUCCCUCCUGAUUGGCUUUCCCCUCCCUUUCUAUCAGUAUCUCAAGAAAAACCCUAGAAUUCCAGUCCCCAAUUCAGCAUUCAGUAAAAAAUGGGCUCCGAAGGAUCAAGUGUUGUUGUGCCUAGGAAUUUCAGAUUACUGGAAGAGCUUGAGAGAGGAGAGAAGGGGAUUGGAGAUGGAACUGUCAGCUAUGGAAUGGAUGAUGCUGAUGACAUUUACAUGCAGUCGUGGACAGGAACAAUAAUUGGACCCCCAAAUACUGUUCAUGAAGGUCGUAUCUACCAGUUGAAAUUGUUUUGUGGAAAGGAUUAUCCAGAUAAUCCACCAAGCAUAAGGUUCCAAACCCGGAUAAACAUGACUUGUGUCAAUCCUGAAACUGGAGUGGUUGAACCUAGUCUUUUCCCUAUGCUUGCUAAAUGGCGGAGGGAGUGUACAAUGGAGGACAUAUUGACUCAAUUGAAAAAAGAAAUGAUGUCACCACAAAACCGGAAGCUUGCUCAGCCUCCUGAAGGAAAUGAAGAAGCAAGGAUGGAUCAAAAAGGGCUCGUGCUAAAAUGCUGUAUUCUCUAAGUUACACGAAAGUUUGUGCCAAGAGCAAAUUGUAUAUAGAAGAUAUAGGCUAUUUGCUCCUACGGGGUUCAGUUCCAUGGAUAUAUUAUCUUGUGUAUGAGAAAAAUGACCGUGGUUUGUGGUGGCUAAAUAAGUUAGAACUCCAUGGAUUGUUAACGAUAACACUUUUUAACAUGUGAAUUAUCUUCUGCCAAUGUUAAUACCUGCCAAUGCUAUGCUUAUUUUCUUUA
Molecule: messenger RNA, 869 nt
Organism: Manihot esculenta (cassava)
Lineage: Eukaryota; Viridiplantae; Streptophyta; Magnoliopsida; Malpighiales; Euphorbiaceae
Product: ubiquitin-conjugating enzyme E2 variant 1A
Exons: 5
Coding region: 160-639 (159 amino acids)
Biological process (GO): DNA damage tolerance; protein K63-linked ubiquitination
Cellular component (GO): nucleus
Source: RefSeq, a predicted model, not a curated record